UUUGCCACAGUGACAGGUGGUUCUUCUGUUCGAAGACAAUACAGGAGUGGACGCGCCAAUCACUUCGGGCGAGUCACUCUAAAUAGCGGGUGUCUCCCGGUCGCACGAUCACAGGUACCUGGGUGUUCUGGCCUUCGCUCUUGACGUGCAGGGAACAGCGUGCGCCCAGGGAUCAGCCCAGCACACCAGCUCCAUUCCACACGAGCUGGGAACCGAAACGCGGAGGCCGACACGUGCAGCGGCAUCGAGGAAGAAGAAUUUUCCGGCGAUGGGUCCACUGAUACUGCUCCUGGCCUUGAGCGCGAGUGCUCUCGCAAAUGUGACCCCUGUCGUGCGCGUUAAACAGGGACGCCUUCAAGGCGUACAGGAGCCUGGGGCCCCGGGCACCGCACCCUUCUUCGCUUUCCGAGGCAUCCCCUAUGCGGCAAAACCUGUGGGGGUUCUCCGCUUCAAGGCACCACGCCCAGCACCUUCGUGGUCUGGGAUUCGAAAUGCUUCCUUGGAAGGCAGUGUGUGUCAUCAAGCCACCUUCGACGGCCAACUGCUGGGAUCUGAAGACUGCCUUUAUCUAAAUGUUUAUACACCAAAGCUCAAAUGCUCAUCGCAGCUGCCUGUCAUAGUUUACUUCCAUUCGAGUGCUUUUAUUUUCGGAGAUGGCGGACGAGGUUGGCAUGGUCCUGAUUUCAUCAACUACAACGAUGUCGUCUUGGUAGUACCGAACUACCGACUUGGUCCCUUUGGGUUUUUGAACCUUGGGACAUCGGGCGCACCUGGGAAUGCUGCCUUGAAAGAUUCCCAAGCGGUCCUUCGAUGGGUGAAGGAAAACAUCAAGAGGUUCUGCGGAAAUCCGGACAAAGUGACCGUCGCUGGACAUUCCGCCGGAGCCACGAUUGCCCAUGUCAAUGCCAUCAAUGCCCGGAGCAAAGGACUCUUCCAGCGUGCUAUCCUUAUGAGUGGCAGUGCUCUUCUGGGCAUAUGUUACAUUGACGAGCACAUCGAAGCAGCGCAGGAACUGGCGACUAUUCUCGGGGCCAAGGACAACAGCACUGCGACUCUGGAGAGGACUUUAAGGAGCGCGUCUGGAUCUGACAUCAAUGCCGCACAUCUGACUAUGCUGAUGAGAGAGCCAAGCCCAAAUUUGAUGUUCAAGUUUGCCAUGACAUCGGAAAUCCCAGCAGUCUCGGACGCAGACCUUCCAGGCUCACUUUUCAUGUCUGAGGAUCCUGAGACAAUGAUUAGGAACGCCGACGUUAAAAAACCAGUUCCGAUCUUAGCUGGGACAGCGAAGGAGGAAGGAGACUCUCUGUAUGGAAUAGGUUUCGUCAGCAAAGUUAUCCAAGCAAAUGACACGCUUUUCGUGGAGCGCAUCAACUCUCGCAUUGACGAGGUUAUCCAGAGGUUCGCUGCCAGGGUGCCCAAGGGAGUUGCAAAACAAUUAGGAGUGCAGAGCGGAACAGGCUCCCUGUCGAGACAACAAAGAAUCCUGCAAAUGGUCCGCAACGCUUACGCUGGUGGAAGGAGCACAUUUACUCGGGAGGAGUACAUAAAGAUUAUUGGUGACUCACUAUUCGACGGACCUCUGCUCAACUACAUGCGCAUGUGUCGUGGAGACGUCAGUUUGUAUGUCACGGAUAUCAGUACGAGCUACAACUUUGUGUCAAGAGGACUCAUACCUAUGCCUGCUCUCACUACAACAACUCACGCAGACGACUUGGGCUACCUUUUCCGACCCUCAGUGGUGAAUCUAAAUCAGAACUACAGUGACUCAAGUGAGGCCGGUCAAGUACUGCGAUACAUUUCGACACUGAUCACGGACUUCGCCAAAGGAAGGUCGGUGGGUCUUCCGGCCACGUGUGGCGAUCCCUCACUACCGUACCGCCUGAUCAACAGCGGUUCCCCAGUAGUGGCUGAGAACUACGGCAGUGGCGUUUCCGUUUGGCUCGACAUCUUCGACCUGCUGAGGCAGGGGCGUCGACGCGUUCGAGUUCAGGGAGAGGGCAGGCGGCGCACUGCCGAGUGGGAUGCCUAACCCUCCGGCUUUUUGGGUGUAUCAGCAUUCGCUUGGAAAUAAACGCACAUGACUAUUCA
Molecule: messenger RNA, 2088 nt
Organism: Thrips palmi
Lineage: Eukaryota; Metazoa; Arthropoda; Insecta; Thysanoptera; Thripidae
Product: juvenile hormone esterase-like
Exons: 12
Coding region: 269-2029 (586 amino acids)
Source: RefSeq, a predicted model, not a curated record